CGCGGUCACGCACACAUACACAGAGCUGGCGCGCAGAGCAGUGGCACCCAUCCUCUCUCUCAGUGCGACUCCUCCGAGGGAUCAGGAGUAGACUAAGUCAAACUUCCAGCAGCUUGAGAUUCAUGCGCAACCUUUGGAGGACGCGGAACGUGAAGGUGUUUGUGGUGAUGUUGCCAUGUUCCACCUGCUAUCAGGUCUUGUCUUUAUUUAUCCAGGAUUGAUGUCCAGAUGGUGUGCCCCUCCAUGUGUGGUCCAGUUCGAGUCUCCCUAACUAUUUCAUGGGCCACAGACCCAAACACCCACAUCCCUGCUUCACUCACAAACCUCACCACCCAUAAUACAGCCCCUCGCCUUCUUGCACCUCACUCUCCUUCAUGCCUCACAUUCUGCCAGUCCUGACUCUCCCUGAGCUCACCAUGGUGGCCCGUAUUGCUGCUUUAGUCCUGGCUAUGAUGUGUCGUGGUGUCCUUCUAUCCGUUGGAGACCCUCCUCAGUCCCGUCGGGAGGUCCGCAUCGAGGGUGACCUGGUACUUGGAGGUCUGUUCCCAGUGCAUGAGAAAGGUGCUGGAAUGGAGGAGUGUGGGCGCGUCAAUGAGGAUCGAGGGAUCCAGAGGCUUGAGGCAAUGCUGUUUGCUAUAGACAGAAUCAAUAUGGACAACACUUUGCUGCCAGGGGUCUCACUUGGGGUCCACAUUCUGGACACCUGCUCAAGAGACACCUAUGCACUGGAACAGGCUCUAGAGUUUGUAAGAGCUUCUCUCACCAAAGUGGACGACACAGAGUUCAUCUGUCCAGACGGAUCUUAUGCCCUGCAGGAUGACAGUCCACUUGCAAUCUCUGGAGUCAUAGGAGGAUCUUUCAGCAGCGUCUCUAUACAGGUUGCCAAUCUUUUGAGGCUCUUCCAGAUCCCACAGAUAAGCUAUGCGUCUACCAGUGCCAAGCUGAGUGAUAAGACCCGCUAUGAUUACUUUGCCCGCACGGUGCCCCCUGAUUUCUACCAGGCGAAAGCCAUGGCUGAGAUUCUUCGGUUCUUCAAUUGGACAUACGUGUCCACUGUGGCAUCGGAGGGUGACUAUGGUGAAACAGGUAUAGAGGCCUUUGAGCAGGAAGCUCGUAUGAGGAACAUCUGUAUCGCCACUUCGGAAAAGGUGGGACGUUCCAAUGCUAAAAAGUCCUAUGAAGCUGUGAUCCGUCAACUUCUCCAGAAACCCAACGCCCGCGUGACUGUCCUCUUCCUGCGCAGUGAUGAUGCCAGGGAGCUGCUGUCAGCUGCUGCCAGGCUUAAUGCCUCCUUCAUAUGGGUCGCCAGCGAUGGCUGGGGUGCACAGGAAAGCAUUGUCAAGGGAAACGAGGUCACUGCUGAAGGAGCCAUCACACUUGAGCUGGCAGCCAAUGCUGUGCCAGAAUUCAACCGCUAUUUCCUCAGCCUGAACCCAGUUAAAAACAUUCGUAAUCCGUGGUUCAGGGAAUUCUGGGAGCAGCGCUUCCAGUGCUCUCUUGGGGGAGGAGGUGGAGGUGGUGCCGGACUGGGAGGGACACCUCUCCCACCAUGUAACAAGGACUUGGCAAUGGACAAGACCAGCUUUGAACCAGAGUCUAAGAUCAUGUUUGUGAUAAAUGCAGUGUAUGCCAUGGCCUACGCUCUGCAUCACAUGCAGCAGAGUGUGUGCUUCAACACCACCAAGCUGUGUGACAGCAUGAAGGCCUUGGAUGGACGCAGACUGUACAGGGAUUACAUCCUUAAUGUCACUUUCACAGCCCCUUUCUCUCCUCCAGGCAGUGAGACUGUAGUGAAGUUUGAUUCACAAGGGGAUGGCAUGGGCCGGUACAACAUCUUCAGCUACCAGCGAUACGGCGAUCGUUUCAGUUACGUGCCAGUAGGCGAAUGGGCAGAGACUCUGAGUAUGAGUGGUGACUUGAUUCGCUGGCCCAGAGAUGCAGUGCCGACCUCUCAAUGCAGUGACCCCUGUGCACGCAACGAGAUGAAGAAAAUGCAGGCAGGUGAGUACUGCUGUUGGAUCUGUACAGCCUGUGAGCCUCAUGAAUACCUGGCUGAUGAGUUUACCUGCUCACCAUGUGUACCUGGCCAGUGGCCAACUGAAGAUCUAACUUCCUGUUACGACCUACCUGAAGACUACAUCAUGUGGGAAGAUGCCUGGGCCAUUGGUCCAAUUACUAUUGCUUGUGUGGGGUUCUUGUGUACUGGUCUGGUCUUCUGGGUGUUCAUCCGACACAACAACACACCGCUGGUGAAGGCUUCAGGCCGGGAGCUCUGUUACAUCCUCCUGUCAGGAGUCUUCAUGUCUUACUCCAUGACUUUUCUCUUCUUGGCCAAACCUUCGCCUGCCAUCUGUGCCCUGCGGCGCCUGGGCCUCGGAACAUCAUUUGCCGUCUGCUACUCUGCCCUGCUCACCAAAACCAAUCGAAUCGCUCGGAUUUUCAGUGGGGUGAAAGAUGGAGCGGGCGCUGCGAGGCCACGCUUCAUUAGCCCAUCCUCUCAGGUAUUCAUCUGUCUGAGUCUGAUUUCGGUUCAGCUGGUGAUGGUAUCUGUGUGGCUGCUGCUGGAAGUACCGGGGACACGGCGCUUCACGUUGCCAGAGCGACGACAGACUGUCAUCCUCAAGUGUAAUGUUCGUGACUCCAGCAUGCUGAUCUCACUGGGAUAUGAUGUGCUGCUGGUCAUCCUGUGUACUGUGUAUGCCUUCAAGACCAGGAAGUGCCCUGAGAAUUUCAAUGAGGCCAAGUUCAUUGGAUUCACCAUGUACACCACCUGUAUCAUUUGGCUGGCCUUCCUUCCCAUCUUCUAUGUUACAUCAAGUGAUUACAGGGUUCAGACCACAACGAUGUGUAUCUCAGUCAGUCUGAGUGGCUUUGUGGUGCUGGGAUGCAUGUUUGCUCCCAAGGUUCAUAUUAUCAUGUUCCAGCCGCAAAAAAAUGUGACCAGCCACAGGCUUAACCUCAACCGCUUCAGUGUCAGCGGGGCAGCUGCCGCCACAUACGCCUCUCACGCUUCAGUGAGUGCCCACUACGUUCCGACUGUGUGUAACGGGAGGGAAAUCGUCGAUUCCACUACUUCUUCUCUGUGACCACACCCACUCCACUCUGAACCCAACCCUGCGACUGUUAGCCAAUCUGUAAACAUUGUUCCCCCAGCCCAGAACACACAACAUCCUGCAUACACUUACACACACAAAUCCGUGCACAAACACAUACCUUCCUCGUGGACUAGAACUGUAUUGUUUCACAAAUGUAGAAAACAUGUAACUAUAAUUAAAUUAUUUUCUAGGGAUGUAUAUACGUGGAAAUGACAUUGUUCUAAGUAGAGAAACAAAAGAACAAAAAAAGUUUUUAGGAGGAUUUUUGGAGCCUUUGUUUUUAAUAGCUUUGUAAUGACGCAGUGUAAAUAGCCAUGCGCUUACUCAUGCUAGGAAGGCGUGUGUCUCUCAAUGCGGACGCAUAUUUGUGGCUGUGCUUGCCUCACCUGCAAUAUCACAGACUUUUUAUUCUCAUGCUUUUUUGUAGAUCUCAUUGUAAUAACUGGUUAUGUAUACAUUUCUAUUGUGUAACUGUACAUUUGUAUAUUAUACUACUGAUGGUUCAAACAGCACAAUGUUGGCAGUCUUGUAAUUAUCGAGUGAAUGUGGAUGGAAGCACAAACAGAAUGGAAUGGACAUAUACAAAAAUACAUCAACUUCUCUGAUUUAUACUUAGUCCAUGGGCCACACUGGAUAUUAGUACCAUCUGGGG
This is a messenger RNA of Thalassophryne amazonica, 3747 nucleotides long. RefSeq names its product glutamate receptor, metabotropic 3 (gene grm3). The record is from RefSeq and is a predicted model, not a curated record. Lineage: Eukaryota; Metazoa; Chordata; Actinopteri; Batrachoidiformes; Batrachoididae. Gene Ontology annotation, molecular function: group II metabotropic glutamate receptor activity. The transcript is spliced from 13 exons. Gene Ontology annotation, biological process: G protein-coupled glutamate receptor signaling pathway; regulation of synaptic transmission, glutamatergic. Gene Ontology annotation, cellular component: membrane. The coding region runs from base 375 to 3086 and encodes 903 amino acids.